This is a messenger RNA of Frieseomelitta varia, 2497 nucleotides long. RefSeq names its product BTB/POZ domain-containing adapter for CUL3-mediated RhoA degradation protein 3. NCBI's taxonomy places the organism in Eukaryota, Metazoa, Arthropoda, Insecta, Hymenoptera, Apidae. The record is from RefSeq and is a predicted model, not a curated record. Gene Ontology annotation, molecular function: protein binding. Bases 1 to 876 code for a protein of 291 amino acids. The transcript is spliced from 4 exons. Gene Ontology annotation, biological process: protein homooligomerization.
AUGUCCGGAAAUCACAAAGCAAUCAAAUACCCUUCUGAAUAUGUGAAGCUCAAUAUCGGCGGUUCUUUACAUUAUACCACUUUAGGAACACUCCAAAAACAUGACACUAUGUUACGUGCUAUGUUUAGUGGCCGCAUGGAAGUUCUUAGAGAUCCCGAAGGUUGGAUACUGAUAGACAGGUGUGGAAAGCAUUUUGGAACAAUCUUAAAUUUCUUAAGGGACGGUUCAGUUCCAUUACCAGAAAGCACCAGAGAAAUGGCAGAAUUACUUGCGGAAGCAAAAUAUUAUUGCAUUACUGAAUUAGCUCAAUCCUGCGAACAAGCUCUUCUUCGAAAAGAGAGGGAAGCAGAACCAAUUUGUAGAAUUCCACUUAUCACUUCUCCAAAAGAAGAACAAUUACUAAUUAACAGUACUACUAAACCAGUAGUAAAGUUGCUUGUUAAUAGGCAUAAUAACAAAUAUUCAUAUACAAGUACAUCAGAUGACAAUCUCUUAAAAAACAUAGAAUUAUUCGACAAAAUGUCCCUUAGAUUUGGUCGUAGAGUAUUAUUUAUUAAAGAUGUGAUUGGCUCCAGUGAGAUUUGCUGUUGGACAUUUUAUGGUCAUGGUCGCAAAGUUGCAGAAGUUUGUUGCCACUCCAUCGUUUAUGCAACUGACAAGAAACACACAAAGGUUGAGUUUCCAGAGGCUAGAAUUUAUGAAGAAACAUUAAAUAUUUUAUUAUAUGAACAUCGAAAUGGUCCUGAUCAAGAAUUAAUGCAAGCAACGUCAUCGCGCGGUGCAGUCAGUGGUGCACCACCGUGUACAUCAGAUGAAGAAGAGGGUGAGCGUUCAGGCUUGGCUCGCCUUCGCUCCAACAAACAAAACACCAACUGACCCAACCUUACCCCUUUUACUCCUCCCAAUCCAGCGACUCUUAGCGUCGUUCGAGUCCUCGCCCUUAAAACACGAGCUAAUACGAAGUAAGACGUGUGAAAAGGAAGACAUAAACAAAAUUUUAUAUACACAUGGAUACAUAUAUAUAUAAACAUCUACACAUGUAUACUUAUGGGAUAUAUGUAUGUAUUCUCUCAUACAAAAUUGAAUGAACAAUAUGAUUUGAAUUGGUUGUUAGUUGUACCACUAAGUUUCACAUUACAGUCUUACACUGUCGUUUAAUCGAUAUUUAUACAUCCUAAUUAUUUCACAUAUCUGGGAUCAUUUUUAGAACAGAAUGACAAAUUCGCCUUUAUUCAUACAUUCAGUAUAUCCUAAGAUUUAGAAAUAUGUAAAAAUAUGAGAAUACGUUUUUGUAUUUCGUAUUUUUAAAAGAAUAUAAAUACGAGUACUAUUUAUGUGCCAAAUGUUCAUGUCAGAAGUGAAUAAGUCGAAGUUGCCAUUCUGUGGUCAAUGGAAUUAUUUACUCCUAUACUCUAUAACAACUUUUAAGCAGUUAUUUGGAGUACUAAAUCAUAUAAAGAAUUUGGACAAUAUAGAAUUGCAUUGUUACCUGUUAUAAGUAUUAUUAUUAUUAUUAUUAUUAUUAUACAAUCAUAUUAUAAUGAUGAUGAUGGUGAUUAUUAUUAUUAACAUAAGUAUAAAGUCGUCGUGUUUAUAUUCUUUUUUUAUAGAACAAAAUUUAUCUGUCAAUAAAUUAAUAAAAUAAAAAAACAUGCCUAUUUGCAUUUUUCAACUCAAAUUCUACUAAACUGCUUAAAGGAUGAUGUGGAGUAAACACUGCCAGUAAAAUAAUUAUAAUGAAACAUAUAAAUUAAUCUGAUAUAAUUUAAAAUUAAUUCAGAUUAUAAUUAAUUCCUUGAUUGUACAAAUAUUGGUCCUUUAUUAUGAACAAGACAUUGACUUUUAUAAGCACAUAAGCUUUGUGUUAAUUUCUGUAUAUCAUUCCAAAAUGUGGUACAUUUUUUUCGUAUUAAUGCUUUUUAUUUUGCUUAUACGCUUCCACUUAUAAAAACAAAUAUAUUAUGAUCCAAAUGAUUAUUGCAGAUUAAUAUCGCAUAUUUUUUUUAAUAUGGUGCAAAACUCCUAUAUUUAAUGAUGGGACCAUAUGUAUUCCAAUUCAUUACUAUUUGCAUUAUUGAAUUCUUGACUCAAAAACUCAUUCUAUUCUCCCGAAUACAAGACGAUAUCUAUGGUAUAUUAUAGUAAUAUAACAAAAUUUCCCAACAAAAAAGAAUUUAAGUUCCUAUAAUUUUAUGUAAGAAAAUUUCGGAAUUAUAGCUAGCGAAUGUGGUUCAUAUUUUGCAUUUAUUAUAAAUCACUACAUUUAAUAGAAUUAUGUAACAUGUAAAUUAAUGCAAUAUAUAUUAUAUUAAUCAAAACUUUAUUGCUGCUUGAAUUUUUCAACCUCACAGUAGAGCACAGUUUUAAUGGCCUUCUCUGUCAGGUAAACCCGACACGAGCUAUGACGUUUCUUCAAAUUACAUAUCUUCAUAUAAAAUAAAUAGAAUUAAUUAUAGUCAAAGAUAAAUUAAAAAUUAUACUGAUCAUUUAUCUUUUC